Molecule: messenger RNA, 1628 nt
Organism: Meloidogyne enterolobii
Lineage: Eukaryota; Metazoa; Nematoda; Chromadorea; Rhabditida; Meloidogynidae
Source: the annotation of a GenBank genome assembly
UUCAAAACAUCCAUCUAAAAAUUUUUAAUUUCAGCAAAAUUCGCUUUUCACAACUAUUCAAGGUUUUAAAAAUGGCCGAGAAGAAAGUUGGGAAGGAUUUAUUGAAAAAAACAAAAUUGGGUAUUGAUGUUAAAAAGGAAGAAAAUUAUUCUGAAUGGUAUUCUCAGGUAAUAACAAAAGCAGAAAUGAUUGAAUAUUAUGACGUUUCUGGUUGUUAUGUUCUUCGUCCUUGGUCUUAUAGUAUUUGGGAAUUUAUUCAAAAUUUUUUUGAUGCCGAAAUUAAAAAAUUGGGAGUUAAAAAUUGUUAUUUUCCAAUGUUUGUUUCCCAAGCUGCUUUGGAACGGGAAAAGACCCACGUCUCCGAUUUUGCUCCAGAAGUUGCUUGGGUAACGAAAGCUGGGGACACAGAAAUGGCUGAACCUAUAGCCAUACGUCCAACAAGUGAAACAGUAAUGUAUCCAAGCUUUGCUAAAUGGUGUCAGUCACAUCGAGAUUUGCCUAUAAAAUUAAAUCAGUGGUGUAAUGUUGUGCGUUGGGAAUUCAAGCAUCCAACCCCGUUUUUACGUUCAAGAGAAUUUCUUUGGCAAGAGGGACAUACUGCUUAUGAAGCCCCUGCUGAAGCAGAAGAGGAAGUUCUUACAAUUUUGGAUCUUUAUUCUCGUAUUUAUACUGACUUAUUGGCCAUCCCCGUCGUUAAAGGAAGAAAAACGGAAAAAGAAAAAUUUGCGGGAGGUGAUUUUACUACAACUGUGGAAGCUUAUGUUCCAGUUAAUGGAAGAGGAAUUCAAGGAGGCACUUCCCAUCAUUUGGGACAAAAUUUCUCCAAAAUGUUUAAUAUAAGUUUUGAACAUCCUGACAAGCCUGGACAACGAGAAUUUGCUUGGCAAAAUAGUUGGGGGCUUUCUACUCGAACUAUUGGGGCUAUGGUUAUGAUACAUGGGGAUGAUGGUGGUUUGGUUUUGCCGCCACGCGUAGCUUUAAUUCAGAUAGUUCUAGUCCCAGUUGGAAUUACUGUCAAAACUUCUGCAGAAGACAAACAAAAACUUCUUGAGAAAGUAAAAGAAAUUUCUGAAGAAUUGAAAAGUUCUGGAAAGCUACGUAUUGAGUGCGAUUUAAGAGACAAUGUAACCCCAGGUUGGAAAUUUAAUCAUUGGGAGAUAAAAGGAGUUCCAAUUCGACUGGAAAUUGGUCCAAGGGAUUUGGCUAAAGAACAAGCGCUUGCAGUUAUUCGAUAUACAGGAGAGAAAAGACCUGUUGAAUUGGCUAAUUUAUCUGAGACUUUGAAAGAUUUACUUGAAAAAAUUCAGCAGGAUAUGUACGAAAGAAAUGAAAAAAUUAGAGAUGAGCAUAUGAAAAUAUGUUUAGAUUGGAAUGAAUUUUUGCCGUUGUUAAACCAAAAAAUGAUUUUACUUUCUCCAUUUUGUGGUCGUCCUCAAUGUGAAACAUUAAUUAAAGAACAAAGUACUAGAGAAGAACAAGGAGAACAGGCUGGGACUUCUCUUAUGGGAGCAAAAACUUUAUGUAUUCCAUUGGAUCAACCAAAGGAUGUUCCCCUUUCAGAAAAAUGUAUUCAACCAGAAUGUAAUGAGAAAGCUAAAUUUUUUGCUUUAUUUGGUCGUAGUUAUUGA